ACUUUUGAAUCUGUAUACCCAAAUUCUUAUAUAUAUGAUAAUGCCUUCGUCGCAAAAGUUUUAUUUUUGAAUAUUUUUGAGGAUUAGAUAUCACAGCUAUUAUCAUUGUUAGGUUACACUGAUAAAAGAUAGUUAUAUUAACUAGUACAAUUUAUUUUUGACUAGAAAAAUAAGGGAAAAUUCAUCGAAAAGCAAGAGACUAAUUGAUUCUUUUUAAAAAACGGAGAUUCGUAUUUUCAGAUCAGUUAAAAUUACAAAGUAACCAUCGAGUAGUUGUUUCAGGUUCGAGUAAUGUGAAACAUCCAAUCACUUGUGACCAAAACAUGUGAUGAAUUUUUGAUUGCAUAUACUUUGUUUCAUAAUAGACAGUUCAGGAUUUAAUUUUACCCGGUGGUUAUACAAUAAAUUUUGACAAUGAGCACGUUUUUUCGGUUGUUUAUCCUCUUUCUGUUUUAUUAUUUUCUGAGGACACAUGCAUCAAAUUCACAGAAUGACAGACCCAUUAUUGGAGUUGUAACAGAAGAAAUAAAUUCCACCAUCGUGCCAAGUGCUAAAAGUUAUUUACUUGCUUCAUAUGUCAAAUUCCUUGAAGCAGCUGGUGCAAGAGUUGUUCCUAUAUGGGUCCUUAAACCAAGAAGCUAUUAUGAAGAUAUAAUGAGCAAAAUCAAUGGGGUACUUUUCCCUGGUGGUGGCAAUAUUUUAAACAGCAAAGGGUAUGGAAGAACUGGGCAAGUAAUAUUUGAGAUUGCUACUAAGAUGAAUGAUAAAGGAGAUUUUUUUCCUCUUUGGGGCACAUGUCUUGGCUUUGAAUUAUUAAAUUAUGUAGCUGCUGAAAAGUUAUGGAUGAAAGCUUGUGCUGCUGAGGACUUGGCUACAAAUAUAGAAUUUGCUCAAGGUUUCAAAAAUAGUAGGAUGUUUCAGGAUCUUGAAAAACCUUUAGAAUAUAAAAUGAAAAACCAGAGUGUAGUUAUUCAUUAUCACCAGUGGUGUUUAACUCCUCAGAAUUACUCAUUAUCUGGACUAGACAAAUUUUUUAAAGUUCUGGCUUUGAAUCGAGAUGCAAGAAAUAUGACUUUUGUAUCAGUUGUUGAAGCUUAUAAAUAUCCUUUCUAUGGGGUUUCUUUCCACCCAGAAAAAGUUCUCUUUGAAUGGAUAUUGUCCAAAACUCACCAGCACAUUCCUCAUAAUUUAGAUGCCAUUCGUGUUUCUCAGUAUUUUGCUAACUUCUUUGUUAAUGAAGCAAGAAAAAGUUCUCAUCAGUUUCCAAACAAAAAGGAAGAAGAUAUUGCUCUCAUAUACAAUUACAAUCCUGUAUUUACAGGACAAUAUGGAACCAAUCCUAAUACACAAACUUACUACUUUAUGCAGUAAUGAUUCUUUUAUUAUCACAUUAUUUGCUUGUAUUUAGAUGGCAAUAUACAUUUUGUUUGAUUUUAUCUCAUUUUAAAUUGUUUAAUCUGUUAACAGAUUUUUUAAAAAGUUUUUAUAAAUGUUAUUGUUAAUAUUAUUUUAACUAAAAAUGAGUAUUUUAAACCAAAAUUCAGAAACUUUUUUGUAAAAUAAAUGAAUAAUAAAUAAAAUAUCUCUAAAAAUAUUUAAUUUGCCAUUUUAUUAUAUUUAUAAAUGUUAUAUAUUUUUAAUGAAUGUAUAUGUCGAUACAGUGUAGUUUUCAAAAGCUGUAUGAUUUUAAUUUUCAUAUUGAAUGAAAGAUGUAUUUUUAAUUUUUUUCUCCCUACCCAAUUGAAUUUUUUUUUACAUAUUUUGAAAUAUGCUCUAUUUUUCAUGCUUUUUUUUUUUCGUCCAUAGUGAUAAUUUUUUUAAAAUAUAGUGUGUAUUUCUAAUAAAAAGGAUCUUUAUAUCUAAGAUUGCAGUAUUUUAUAAAAUAUAUUUACUUCGACAUCAAUUAUUUUUAUACAUAUUUUUUUAUGAAUUGAUGGUAUAUAUAUAUAAUGUGCAUACACAUAAAAAAGAAUUAAAAGGGGUUGCAAGAUUUCCUUUAUGCUAGACUACAUACUUGCAAGUAAUUAAACUUCACAUCUAUGCAUUGUAUCAUUUUCUUGUAAAAUAUCUGAAAUGAUAUUAAGAGGGGAAAAUCAGCUAUAGAAAUGCAGUGCAUGCUCUCUAAAGUGGAAGAAUAGCUACUUAAAUUUUGUUUUAUCAUCAACACUUAGGUUUAUUUUUAAAAAUUUGACAACUAUUUUUAAUAUGUUUUUUAUGCUUUUUAAUUCAGUUGUGAUGUGUCUGUUGUUAAUUUUAUAAUUAUUUUAUAAAGUUUUGUAAUGUGACGUUAUUGUAGUGAUUUUAUUAUUGUUGUUGCUUUUCAUUUUUGAAUUUACUACUUAAAUAAACUCGCUUUUAUGCAAUA
Molecule: messenger RNA, 2365 nt
Organism: Argiope bruennichi
Lineage: Eukaryota; Metazoa; Arthropoda; Arachnida; Araneae; Araneidae
Product: gamma-glutamyl hydrolase-like
Exons: 9
Coding region: 415-1371 (318 amino acids)
Biological process (GO): tetrahydrofolylpolyglutamate metabolic process
Cellular component (GO): vacuole
Molecular function (GO): gamma-glutamyl-peptidase activity
Source: RefSeq, a predicted model, not a curated record